Molecule: messenger RNA, 981 nt
Organism: Nilaparvata lugens (brown planthopper)
Lineage: Eukaryota; Metazoa; Arthropoda; Insecta; Hemiptera; Delphacidae
Product: pre-rRNA-processing protein TSR1 homolog
Exons: 5
Coding region: 107-976 (289 amino acids)
Biological process (GO): endonucleolytic cleavage of tricistronic rRNA transcript (SSU-rRNA, 5.8S rRNA, LSU-rRNA); maturation of SSU-rRNA from tricistronic rRNA transcript (SSU-rRNA, 5.8S rRNA, LSU-rRNA); ribosome biogenesis
Cellular component (GO): preribosome, small subunit precursor
Molecular function (GO): GTP binding; GTPase activity; U3 snoRNA binding
Source: RefSeq, a predicted model, not a curated record
GAGGACGACUGCUCGCGGGUGAGGAGGGGGAGGGGGAGAGUGAUGAGGAGGAUUACGAAUCGACGACCUCUGACUGCCGCUCCCGGCUGACAAAUACGACAAACAGAUGAACUUGGACGAGGAGCAGGAAACGCUGCAGAAAAUUAAAGACGCCCGCCAAGACCAGUUGUUCCCGGACGAAGUGGACACGCCAGGCGGGUGUGGCGGCCGCGCGACGCUACCAGAAGUACCGCGCCUGCAGUCGUUCCGCACCUCGCCCUGGGACGCCAAGGAGGAUCUGCCGCGCGACUACGCGCGCAUAUUCCAGUUCCAGAACUUCAACCGGACGCGGAAACGCGUCAUGGAUGAGGCCGAAGAUUGCUGUGGCGCUUAUCCCGGUUGGUACAUCUCGGUGCACAUUGCGAACGUGCCGGCGGCGGUGUACGGAAACCGCGGUGUCCAGCCGGUGGUGGUGUUUGGCAUGUUGGCGCAUGAGCAGAAGAUGUCCGUGGUGAACAUGGUGCUGAAACGGCCCAACCUGGUGUUGGACGAGGCUAGUGCGCAGGCGCCGAUCAAGUCCAAACAGCAGCUGGUGUUUCAGUGCGGCUACCGUCGCUAUAGGGCGUGUCCCGUCUUCAGUCAACACACUAACGGCAGCAAGCAUAAGUAUGAAAGGUACUUCCAGCCGGAUGCCACAGUAGUAGCGACAGUUUUCGCUCCCAUUAUGUUCCCUCCUUGCUCUGUGCUCGCCUUCGAAGAGAAAAGCGAUGGAUCCAUGCCCCUAGUAGCAACAGGCAGCCUGCUAUCAGUUAACCCCGAUCGACUGGUGAUCAAGAGGGUCGUGCUGUCAGGUCAUCCGUUCAAGGUCAACAAACGAUCAGCUGUUAUUCGCUACAUGUUCUUCAACCGUGAAGACAUCGCCUGGUUCAAGCCGGUCGAACUGAGGACCAAGUACGGUCGCAGAGGUCACAUCAAGGAGCCUCUGGGUGAGUUUUAAGUCGA